UUGGCCCAUCGGUAUUGUGUUGAGCCCAUUUACUGCCUGACGAGGAAGUUGAUCGCCCUUGUUUGCUUCAUCGUCUCUGCUUCAUCCAUGGCGGCUAUCAGAAGAAUAAUUGCUUCCAACAAAACCCUCUCUCCAUAUCUUCUCACUUUCACCAGGGGAAUCGCCUUCAAACUUUUCGUUGGAGGACUGUCCUUCCACACCAAUGAAACAACAUUGUCAGAUGCAUUUUCCAAUUACGGACAAGUUAUUGAUGCCAAAGUUGUGACAGAUAGGGUGUCAGCUAGGUCUAAAGGGUUUGGUUUUGUCACCUUUGCUUCACAAGAUGAGGCUGAGAAUGCCAUGGCAGAGAUGAAUGGAAAGGCACUAAAUGGACGUGUUAUCUUUGUUGAUUAUGCAAAACCUGAUACCAAAACUGGUUUUGAAAUGCCAAUUGCCAGAGGACCUCCUGAAGACCAGAACCAAACACAGACAGUUGAUUCACCUCAGGCCAUGUGAUGUUAGAUAUAGCUCAUGUUUGCUUGAGCAUUGGAUACCCCGGAAUCACUUAAAUUCCUAAGAAGCUACACCUAUUAGAUUUAUACUUUAGUGUGGUUUCAGGUAGCAUAUGUGGGUUGUGGAUUUUGUAUCCAUACAUGAUGCAUACAUGUAAUGUUUUAUGUAGCAAAUGAUGUGUUAAAAAUAGCUAGAAUUUCGCUUUCACCAGGUCUCCAUCGCAUAUGGAGAACUGAGUUUUUUUGGGGAUUAUGAUGCAUACAAAAAUUAGAAGCAUUGCUUAGUGAUAAUUGAAGGAUAUAUGUAUUUGAAUACUGGCAUAUGGAGGAUUCUGUGGCUGUUAGUAUAUGAAAGUUUCUGCUAAUAGUGAUUAAAAUGCUGGUUUAUUCAUGCCA
Messenger RNA from Lotus japonicus, 887 nucleotides. Its product is annotated as small RNA-binding protein 11, chloroplastic-like. Gene Ontology annotation, molecular function: RNA binding. The transcript has 4 exons. Lineage: Eukaryota; Viridiplantae; Streptophyta; Magnoliopsida; Fabales; Fabaceae. The record is from RefSeq and is a predicted model, not a curated record. Bases 88 to 495 code for a protein of 135 amino acids.